This is a messenger RNA of Paramecium sonneborni, 3698 nucleotides long. The record is from the annotation of a GenBank genome assembly. NCBI's taxonomy places the organism in Eukaryota, Ciliophora, Oligohymenophorea, Peniculida, Parameciidae.
AAAAUGUUUUGGUCUAAGAGACCCGAUUUUUUUAACUAACCUCGAUAAUUUGAAGGUAAUUUUAAGGGUGAGAGAACAUAGGAAGAAUUAGAAUAAUAUCCCUCAAAUUUUAUAAAGACAUCUAGGUAAGAAUAAUAAUCGAGUUGUUAGAUAUAAUAUAGUAACUUUCUUGCCAAAAUCUUUACUAUUGUAAUUUACACGAUAUGCAAAUAUCUAUUUCUUGUGCAUAGCUAUAAUUCAAUGUAUUCCAGUAUUAUCAACAUUGAAUCCAUUCAGUGCAAUAGCUCCGUUAGUAUUCGUAUUAGGAUUAUCAAUGGGGAGAGAAGGUAUGAAUAAAAAGUAAUAUAAAAGGUUGGGAAGAUUAUGGAAGACAUGUAUCAGAUAAUGAAGUGAAUGCAACAGAAUGUGUAAUAAUGAAAUCUCGAUAGAUGAAAGUGUAAGAAUAAUAAAUUAACACUACUUAGUUCAACAUGGGCAGAAUUAGCAGUAGGAGAUUUUGUAUUGGUGAAACAAGAUGAAAGUUUUCCUGCUGAUUUAAUAGUUUUAGGAAGUGCAAUACAGAGUGGUGCAUGUUAUAUCGAGACUUCAUCUUUAGAUGGAGAAAAGAAUUUAAAACCAAAGAGUGCAAUUCUAGAGAGUUAAUAGCUUUAUGGUGAUAAGAAUAAUUAUACAGAUAAAAAAAUAAGAGUAGAAGCUUAGGUUCCUACUUAAAAUCUUUAUGAGUUGGAUGCUUCUUUAUUUUUAAGUAUUGAGAAUGAUGAAAAAUUAAGGAAGUUUUAAUUAACAGCUAAAUAAUUAUUAUUAAGAGGAGCAUUCCUUAGAAAUACAGAAUGGGUUAUUGGUUUAGUUGUUUAUACAGGAUAGGAUACUAAAAUUAUGAGGAAUGCUGAUGCUUCUAGAAUUAAAUCAAGUGAAAUUGAAAGAAUUAUGAAUAUCUUAAUUCUAGGAAUAUUAGUAAUUUAAAUUUCACUAUCAAUUAUUACUGCUUCAUUUUCAUCUGCUUGGCUUCAUUAAAAUGGUAGUGAAAGUUGGUAUUUGGGUUAUAAUGAUUUUUCACCUAAUUUACUUAGCUUUUAUUCUUUUUUCAGUUAUAUUUUAUUAUAUAACACUAUGAUUCCUAUAUCAUUGAUAGUUAGUCUAGAAUUUGUUAAAGUCUUUUAAGCUUAUUUUAUAGAAUAAGAUGAAGAAAUGUAUGUAUAAUCAAGAGAUAAAUAUGCUAAAGUCUAAACUACUACUAUUAAUGAAGAACUUGGAUAAAUAGAAUACAUCUUUUCUGAUAAAACUGGUACUCUUACCUGUAAUUAAAUGGAAUUCAAAUAUUGUAUAAUAGGAAACACUCUAUAUGGUUAAGAACAAUAAUAAACCAAUAAUAUUCCAGUAUAAAAUCUAGAUCCAAAAAGACCACAAUCCGCUAAGGUACAUCCUACAAGCGAGGUCUUUCAACAUUCUGUAUUUAAUUUCUAAGAUAUGGAAUUAAGUGCAAUUCUCAAAGGAGAAGGUUCUUAAGGAGAAUAACCAGUUAAUUUGAUUAUUUAAUCAUCAGAUGGGAAAUAAUAAAUCUAAAUUCAAAAAUAAAGAAAUCUAAUUGAUGAAUAUUUCUUCUUAUUAUCAUCUGCUCAUGAAUGUAUUAUUCAAUAUGACAAAAAUUAAAAUGCUAGUUAUCAAGGGCCAUCUCCAGAUGAAAUCACACUCGUUGAUGCAGCAGCAAGAAUGGGUUUCUAAUUUACUGGUGCAUCUGCUAGUGAAUAAAACUUUAAAAUUUUAGGAAGGGAAAAAAAAGUUAAAUUAUUAAAAUCUUUUGAAUUUGAUUCAACACGUAAAAGAAUGAGUGUUAUCAUUGAUGAUAAUGGUGUCAUUAAAUUAUUUAUCAAAGGAGCUGAUAAUAUUAUAAAGGGUAGAUUAUCUCCAAAUUAAAUAUUUCUUAACCAAAUAGUAAAUUAUCUGGAUGAUUUCAGUAAAGUUGGUUUAAGAUGUUUAUUAAUGGGUAUAAGAAUAUUGUCUAAUGAGGAAUAUAGAGAAUUCGAUAAUGCUUAUAACAAUUUGCCAGACAAUGACAAAAGAGCAGAAGAAGUAGGUAUACUAUAAUAUUGAAACAUAGAAAAAUUGACAAAUAAUUUAGAACAAAAUUUAACCCUUAUUGGUGCAUCAGCAGUUGAAGAUAAAUUAUAAUAAUUGGUUCCAGAAACAAUAGCAGAUUUAUUAAGAGCAAAUAUAAAAGUAUGGAUGUUAACUGGAGAUAAAUUAGAGACAGCAGAAAAUAUUGCAAAAAGUUGUCGUUUAAUAUAAGGUGAUUUUACAGUGAUGAGAUUAUCAGAAUCAUCAGUUGAGGAAUGUAAAAAGAAGAUUGGAGAUAUUUAAGAAACAUAUGAUCAUUGUAUAAAAGAGAAUAGAAAGAAAGUAUUUAACAAAAUGUAAAAUUUAGUCUUUUGUGGUGGAAGGAUAAUCUCUAUAAUUUGUAAUAGAUAAUGAAGAUUUAGCAUAAGCAUUUGUUAGUAUGGCAAAAGAUUGUGAAAGUGUAGUUUGUUGUAGAGUAACUCCAAAAUAAAAAGCUGAUGUUGUAAGAUUAAUAAAAGAUCGUUUAAAUAAAAUAACAUUAGCAAUAGGAGAUGGUGCAAAUGAUGUUAAUAUGAUUUAAGCAGCUCAUAUAGGAGUUGGAUUGUAUGGAAAUGAAGGAAUGAGAGCAGUUUAAAGUAGUGAUUUUGCUUUAGGGGAAUUUAGAUGUUUGUGGAGACUGUUAUUAGUUCAUGGACAUUGGAAUUAUAUUAGAAUUGCAGAAAUGGUAUUGUAUUUCUUUUACAAAAAUAUGAUCUUUACUGUUCCAUAAUUUUUCUUUUCAUAUUUUUGUGCAUUUUCAGGUUAGUCAUUUUUUGAUGAUUGGUAUAUUACAUUCUAUAAUUUGAUAUUUACUGCACUUCCACUUAUUAUGAGAGGUACUUUUGAUUAAGACAUCAAUUACAGAUAACAUGUAUAAUAUGAAGAAAAAGAAGAUGUUGCAUCUGUUCAAAAGAAAUUUGAAGAAUACCUAAAAUAUAAGUUCCCAACUCUUUAUUAUGUGGGAUAGAGUAAAAGUAUUUUUACAAUUCCAAAUUAUAUGUUAUGGGCAUUUACUGGUCUAGUACAUGGUAUGAUAAUUUAUUUUUUCAUACUUUGGAUAUUAGAUUAUGAGAUAGUAGAGGAUAAUGGAUUUCCUGGAGGAUUGGCAGCCUUUUCAUUAACUGUUUAUUCUAGUAUUAUUUUAGUAUUAAUUUUAUUAUUAAUUCAAGAUUGCUGAUUUAAAGAUUGCCAUUCAUACUAAAUAUUGGACUUGGUUUAAUUUUGUAUGUAUUACAUUUCUGUCUAUAUUACUCUAUAUCAUUUAUGUAAUCAUAUCAUAAUUCUGGCCAGGUACUUUAAUGGAAUAUACUCCGUUUACUAUGGUUGGAACUCCUCAUUUCUGGUUAUCUAUGAUUCUAAUUGGAGGAAUUAUUGGAGGAUUAGAAGCCAUAAUAGCUUAAUUAUAGAGAGAAUUUUUCACUGACCCUGCUUCUGAAAUGUUAUUUAAAGUUAAUACUUUUGGAUUAAAUCAAAAUAAAUUCAUUGAGUUAAAAGAAAAAAAUCAAAAAUAAUUCAAAGAUUCUUUUUGGGAACCUCUCUAUAAAUAAUAUUAAUAAUAAAAUGAAGAAGUUAUUAAAUUUAGCUAAUCAUAGCAUGCUGAAUGA